Mytilus californianus (California mussel) is the source of this 7158-nucleotide messenger RNA. RefSeq names its product calcium channel flower-like. Gene Ontology annotation, biological process: vesicle-mediated transport. The record is from RefSeq and is a predicted model, not a curated record. Bases 107 to 628 code for a protein of 173 amino acids. The transcript is spliced from 5 exons. Gene Ontology annotation, cellular component: membrane. NCBI's taxonomy places the organism in Eukaryota, Metazoa, Mollusca, Bivalvia, Mytilida, Mytilidae.
ACCGGAACUUACGCAAAAAUAACAACAAAACACGUCAAAAACAUGACAUUAUGCAUCAUCUUCUAAUCAAUAUGUAAUAUAUUUUCGAAUCUCUGUUACAUUGACCAUGGAUCGCCCGAAUCAACAGCAACAACAAGGAGACCAAGUCGCCUGGUGGUUUAAAAUUCUUGCAAGAGCUGUUGGAACGAUUGGAGGCCUUGUUGCUAUGGCCACAGGAGUAGUUGUUUGUGUCAGUUUUUCAGCAAUAUGCAUAUUAGGUGGAGUUCUCCAGAUAUUUAUAGGAUUUGUAGCAGUAGUUUUUGAAGCACCUUGUUGUUGUCAGUUCUUAGAUUUUACCGAUAAAAUAGGAAAAUUUUCCGAAAAUAGACCAUAUUGGCAGAAAGCUGUUACUUAUUGUAUAUUAGGAUUGAUACCAAUUAUAACAUGCUUUGAAGCAUCAACAGUAUUUGGCAGUGGUUUAGUGUUUGCAGCAGGUGUAGUGUAUGGUUUAAUGGCAAUUGGCAAAAAAGCUGAUCGAGAGACAAUGUUAUCUAAAGCAAAAGGCGAUGAUGUUGAACUUGGUGCAACACUUUUAGAAAAUGAACAAAAAGUAGAUUUACAUGUGCCUGAAAGCCCUGGAAAAUCAUGAUGGAACUUAAAAAAUGUUACAGACACUGCCAGAUAAAGGACAAAAUUGAAUAUUUUUCACAGCCUAACCUGUUACAACAGUUUAGACAUAUAUUCAAAAGUGUUGCAUAAUACAUUUGAAUUUUAAAAAUGGACGAUGGUCCUAGAAAUCAAUGCUGCAACAUUUUGGUAAUUUUGUCAAGUAAAAUGAAGAAGUUUUGAUCUUGAUCAAAGUAUUUUUUCAGCUUACCAGAUAUUCUUUACGUCCUGUUGUCAAAUUUAAAUGGGUAAAAUCUUCAAAUAAAUUUCCAAAAUAUGGCAUACUAGACCAGCUGAAUGAAUUUUUACAGAUUUUGACAAUCCUAUCAAGCCAAAUAGCAAGAGUCCUGAUACAAUUUUAAAGGGGCAUUAGCAGUCAAAUUCAUGUUCACCGAUUUGACUCAAAUUCUCAUAUUCGACUUAUAACAUACUAAAACGUAUAUCCAAAUUAUAAAAAGUCUAAAAUAAACAAUUUACAAUGCAUGAACUCGAUUGUAUGUAUCACAAUUUCGUGUGUAUUUUAGACUAGACACCAUCUAAUUAACCAUCGAGGUGACAUCUGAAGACUGCCGACAGUCAUAUAGCCCGAUAUAAUCAUAAACAUGGAUAUAAAUAGAUAGCGAACCCUUGCAAUUAAAUUUGCCUAGGUCUGUUUGAUUUCAAAUUAUAGGUUAAAAAACAUGUUAAUGGUUUUUACCUGUAAAAGAAUGAGCUUUUGUAGAUAGAAUCAGUCAACCAAAUGGUUUACCCUUGUUUUACUUCCAAUGUUGACAUUUUUUUCCUUUUAAUAGCUGAACACGCCUAAUUCAUGCUUACCCAUCUCUAGCUAAGGGGUUCAGUUGAAGUUCACAUGAUUACCAAUUUAAUGAGGUCGAAUUAUUCACUUGCAAGUGAAUAAUUUAUUAGAGAUGUUUCUUUGCUUAUUUUGACAAAACUGAACUAAACUGGCUGCUAUAAGCGAAUUAUUAUUUCACUAUUUCACUUUCAAAAAUGAUUGAACAAAAGAAAAUCAUAUUUUAUUUUUUUCUAUAUCUCGUAGCUAAUGCCCCUUUAAGAAUUUUCAGAAUGAUGUUACCUCCACAUUAUUGUUGAGAGAUUUUACUCUCUGCACCUCAAUUGGUGUACACAAAUGUUUUAUUGUUAUAAUGCUGGUUGUGUUUUCAGCAUAUGGGUAUACAAGUAUUUGGAUAGGUGUCUUUAUGCCUUAUUAAUUGUAAUGUAGUUUAUACUUGUUGGAUAUUUGUGUUUAUUAUCAAUUAUAGCUUUUAUUGUACCGGUACAUGAAAAAAUUCCUGCUUGAACUUAUAAUGGAGACCUAAUUCAAACUGCACUUUUUUUUUUUUACAAAAUUAAUGCUACUAGUUACAUAAAAGAUCAAUUAUUUUACAAUAGAGAAAAUAUGUGUCACAACGAAAAGCAUCUGAUAUCUGAUAGUGCUCAUGAAUUUUGAGUGAAAUCUGAUUUAUCACAGGAAUACAUGUACAAUAAACAUUUGUCCUAUUUUAGAAAUGUUAAACAACUUUACCUUUGUCAUUUUGAUACAUAGUGAAUUGUAAUUGUUAUGUAUCAGUUUACUGAAUAUAUACUAGUUUGUUCUUGUUAUGUACUGGUGUAUAUAUUUUUGCUGGCUGUAAAACUAUGAUGGAAUGAAAUGCUACUCUAGUUAAUUCUUAUAAGCCUAUAUGCAUUUUCUCCAGAGUUGAAAUGAACUUGUGUUUUAGUAGAGGACAAUCUGACAUACCGGUAGACAAAUUUUACAAAUAUUUCACACUUGUUAUUCCUGAUUUAUCUCACUAGACUAUGCUGAGAAUAAAUCAAAUUUGACAGACGUUUUGAUUCAAUUGGUUAUUUCAACCAAUAUUUUUCUCCAAUUUUCACACAAUUUUUCAAUAUUAAGCUGGUGAAAUAAUUUUUAAUCUUAUUUCAAAUCCAUCAAUUAUAUUUACAUUGUGUAAUGAUAAUACAAAAAAGUAUUUAUUGUAAUGAGGUUUCAUCCUCUAGUGUUCUUUGAUGGCACUCAUUACAUGUGUGCAGAAUUAUGUUCCUUUAUUUUGCCUUUCUUUGGGGUGAUCAUUUUACAAAUAGCUCGCUUUGUUGCACCCACUUAUCUUUGGGAGCUGGACAUCAGUAGCCUUGAACAUUUUCUUCCUAUACAUUGUCCUUCUUGUUGCUCUUUUCCAUUACCAAUGUAUUUCAUUUGUUAAACCUUUAAUUAUUUUACAGCUGAAAAAAUAAAAAUUAAAAAAGAAUGGCUUUCAAUGUUACAAAUAAAAUGACUAAAAGAUGGAUUUCUUUUGUAGAAAGAUUCAAUUGAAAACUAUUAAAUUUUCCCUUCAAACAAAAAAGGAUUAUUUUACAUUGUUUUAUCAGAUACACAAAUAAAUAUUUUAGCUGCAGUGAUUUAAAAAAAGUUCCAUUCGGAAGUUAUUUUCUGUUUUGAAUUUAAAAAUGGUAUCAUGUAGUUUGAUUUCAUUGUUAUGUUUUUCAUAUUCUAGAACAAAUACAUAUAUGUGACCAGCCAUGAGAUUUUCAGGCUUGUGGAGGUACUAGGGUCAAAAUGAGUUUUUUGCAUUUUUAUGAAGUAUACAAAGAUUAAAAACACUCUGACAGGUUAUUUUGCUACAUUCUGCAAAAUUACAGAAUUAUGGUCAUUUUUGUGAGUUCCGUUUUUAUCAAAAUUUUCAUUUUAUUUGAUUUUUCACAUGUAUGUUUAUCUAUUAUAGAAUUAAUCAAAAAGUAAUUGUUGCUUUAAUAACUUAAUACACUAAAUUGACUUACCAUUCUGAAACCAUUUCAUUCAGUGACUUAUAGUCAAAAAUAUUUUGUUUACUUUCGUUUCAAAAUUUAAAAAUAAUAUAACCUAAGUGAUUUCCCUUUAUGAAAACCAACCGCUCAAAACGGUUUCAGGAAAGGAAAUAAAUUUACGCAUCAUAAAAGAUUUAUUUAUAAUUUUUCUGUACUUAAAAAUAAAAAUAAUAUCUAUUAAUGGUGAUAUAAUUUAAACCAUUUUGUUUAACCGAAAACAUGUAAAUGAUGCAGGAGAAAGUGAUUUACGCAAUGAAAUCUAAAAGACCAAAUUGUGAUAAUUUUGAACGCGAUUCCUAACAGAUUUUAACCUAAAUUAUUAAUUUUACGUAAAAAUUCGACUUCUUUUGUAAAUCCCAAUAGAAAAUUAUAAUUUCCUCAAGUGUAGUAAAAUAUUAAACAUUAUUUUAUCGCAUAAUAUAAUUGGACAUUCAAUAACAGGUGCCCGGAUUACGUUACAUGACUUUACAUCGACGUUUUCUCAUUGGGAUGUUUACCGCCAUAAGCCUGGAAAUGUCAUGACAGGUUACAUAUAUAAACUUCAUCUAGAAUUUAGAAAAAGGCAAAAAAGCAACUUAAUUUUAUUUUUGGAUUUAAUUUUAUUUAAGUUUAUUAUACACCCUGUAGAAAUCAGCCUGUCUGUCUGUGCUAACUUUUCAAUCCUUUGUCUAAUUUAAACCAAACUUUGUACUGUAAAUAACAUAUCAUGAUGUUUAAACUUUGAACACUACAGAUUCUUACUUCAGUUAAUAGCAUUUCUGGAAUUAUUUCAUCUAAACUCAGAAAACAUACUUUUCAGAGUGCACUUUGUCGACUCAACUUCUCCAACAUGCUUGAUCAUAUUUUCAUGAAACUUUGUAAAUUAUAAUAUCUUAACAUGAAGAUGUGCACAUAAGAAGGUCAUUCUGAUCCAUUGACAAGUACUUUGAACAUACAAAUUUUGUAUGCUAUUAAGUAUUCACAUUUGUGAUGUUACUCCUACCAGCCUAAUCAGACGUUUAUGAAAUCUACCUUGUAAGAACCCAACAUUAGCAUGCUCUUAAUAUUAGGGCAUUCUGGUUGGUUGACAAAUUCCAGAGUUAUUCCCUUUACAUAUAGAAAUUGUUUGUACUAUUCAACUGUAAUGUUGUGCUGUAUUGACUACUUGAUCAAGCAUUGGAAAUAUACCCAAGCUCUUGCAUCAAAUUGUAUCACAUGUUUAGAAGAUUGUUGGGGGGAAAUGUAAAUAAUGAACUUUCAUUAUUCAAAACUAUUUGUUCAAUUGUAUUAGAAAUAUUCAUGCAUUGCAUAUGUAUAUUAGAUUGUAAUGAAAUGAAAUCUAGUCAAUUACAUCCAUUACUGUUUAUUUUUGUUAUUUGGUCUAGGCCAUUUAAACCUACGCAUAUGCUAUACUAGUUUAUUUACAUGCCUCAGUUUGUAACAGCAAAACUAUUAGUAAUUAUCAUGAUUAUCAGAUAAGAUAUUAAUACUAAUAAUGUAUAUAUACCUUUUUACAAAUCAUGCCUUAUAAUGAUAUUUUGGUUAUAAUGAAAAUCAGUUUUCUUAUGUUUGAACUAUUGGUUUUUAUAAAAGAAAUUGUUAUACUUAUGCAGAAUUUUGGUAUGAGGUGGAAAGAACUGAUAACCCUAUUAAUGGUAUGUUGAGAAAAUUUUGUUGAAAUUUCAAAAAAAUAUUCAAGGAGUGGGAUCUUUCAAUAUCUGACCAAUAGAUAUCAGUUAAAAAAAUAAUUUGUGAUUUCUAUUCAAGCUAUUGUGGUUUACAAGUGAAUUUUAACUAACUGACUUAUGUAAUGAACCAUAUUAAAGGUUUUAGGAAAAAGGCAAACAGCUCUGUUUAAAAUGUCUAGUUACCAUUUGGAAUGCAUUAUAUGUGUUGUACACUAGUAUGUGUAUAUGAGUAUAAAAUUAUGUUGUGUCACUUCUUUUUAAUUUUUUAUUAUACGACCGCAAAAAUAUUUUGCGGUCGUAUAUUGGUAUGAUGUUGGCGUCGUCCGAAGACACAUUGGUUUUCGCACUCUAACUUUAGUUUAAGUGAAUGGAUCUCUAUGAAAUUUUACCAUAAGGUUCAAUACCACAAAAGGAAGGUUGGGAUUGAUUUUCGGGGUUAUGGUACCAACAGUUAAGGAAUUAGGUGCCAAAAAGGGACCAAAAAUAAGCAUUUUUGUAACUUCCAGACAUUACUUGUGUGUUAGUGUAUGAAUCUCUCUGAUAUUGUACUUUAAGGUUCCAUAUCACAAAGGGAAGGCUGGGAUUGAGUUUGGGGGUAAUUGCCUCAAACAUGUAGGAAUUAGGGGCCAAAAAAGGGGCAAAAAACAAGCAUUUUUCUAGUUUCAUGACAAUAACUUGUGUGUAAGUGUGUGGAUCUUUCUGAAAUUGUACUACAAGGUUCCAUAUCACAAAGGGAAAGCUGGAAUUGAGUUUGGGGGUAAUUGCCCAAAAUGUUUAGGAAUAAGGGGCCAAAAAUAAGCAUUUUUCUAGUUUCCAGACAAUAACUUGUGUUCAAGUGUAAGGAUCUCUCUGAAAUUGUACUGCAAGGUACCAUACCACAAAAGGAAGGCUUGGAUUGAUUUUAGGGGUAAUUGCCACAAAAUUUUAGGAAUUAGGGACCAAAAAGGGCAAAAAAACAAGCAUUUUUCUAGUUUCAGGACAAUAACUUGUGUGUAACUGUAUGGAUCUUUAUGAAAUUGUACUACAAGGUUCCAUAUCACAAAGGGAAAGCUGGGUGUGAGUUUGGGGGUAAUUGCCCUAAAUGUUUAGGAAUUUGGGGCCAAAAAGGGGCCAACAAACAAGCAUUUUUCUAGUUUCCAGAAAAUAACUUGUGUUCAAGUGUAUGGAUCUCUCUGAAAUUGUACUGCAAGGUACCAUACCACAAAGGGAAGGCUGGGAUUGAGUUUUCGGGUGAUGAAUCAUAAGGGGUUUCAAAAAAUUGGGGGGGGGGGAUUUUUUUUUCCUUCUUUUCCUUGUUUUUUUUUUUUAAAUUUUCCAUUUUAAAUUGGUUAUUUCUGAUUUAUAUAUAAAAGCAAAUAAUAAUGAUAUGGUUUGAAUUGGUAAAUUAAAAAUUUUCAAGUUCUUAGACCACAUUCAUUCUGUGUCAGAAACCUAUGCUGUGUCAAAUAUUUAAUCACAAUCCAAAUUCAGUGCUGUAUCAAGCUUGAAUGUUGUGUCCAUACUUGCCCCAACUGUUCAGGGUUCGACCUCUGCGGUUGUAUCAAGCUGCGCCCAGCGGAGCAUUUUAUCACACAUAUAAGGUUGUUAAGACCAGAUUAUUUCUAUACAUUAUACAUCUAUGGGCAUUUUUUUCAACAUCACUUACUGUUUUAAAUUUAAGUCAAAAUGUCCUAUAACCUUUCCAUAAUAAUAUUUGUGGAACUGCUUUGUGGUAAAAGGCUAUAUUAGAUAUGAAUAUUUGAGACUUUUGUUGUAAAUUUAUGUUUGCUAUGACAUUUUGCUGCUUUUCUUCAUUAGUUGACAUAUGUAUGCCUGAAAAUCAAGAUGACUCAUAGAAGCUUUCAAGACAUAGAAGUCAUGAUAGCUAAGAAUAGAUUUAUAUUGCCUAUAAUUGGGAGGAAAAUACCAACAGUUUGUCACUGUUGUUUAUCACAACAUUUUAUUGUUUUGUUUGUGUAUUAUUUAUUGUAUUAUUUAAAAUAUGCAUGUUGGGAAUUGCCUGUUAUGUAUGAGUUGUAGACACAAAUAAAGUUUAAAAGAA